Messenger RNA from Spodoptera litura, 1697 nucleotides. Its product is annotated as RNA-binding protein 45. The record is from RefSeq and is a predicted model, not a curated record. NCBI's taxonomy places the organism in Eukaryota, Metazoa, Arthropoda, Insecta, Lepidoptera, Noctuidae. Gene Ontology annotation, molecular function: RNA binding.
GUAUACAAUAUAAUCUGUAUCAUGUAUUGUCAUUACAAUAAUCUUUCAAUUCUGUAUCCGUAAAAUAACAUGUAUACUCUAACAAUGAGACUGCUUGUAACAUCGACUUGAUUGACAAACUCGUAGGUACUGAUCUAUUUUACCGUUAGACUGUGAUCAUGAAUAAUUGGAAUCAAAGUACCAUGCGAAAUGACGACCGGAAUGACGAUAAACCACCUUACUCGAGAAUAUUCGUAGUAUGUAAUAAGCAGUUACGGGUAGAAGACUUGAAGCCGGCCUUCGAGGUAUUCGGGCAAAUAGAAGACAUACAUAUGCCCAGAGAUCGUAACACUGGGGAGUCUAAGGGCAUCGCAUACAUUAAGUACACCAAAACAUCAUCUGCAGCCAUGGCAAUUAAGGAGAUGCAUUUGAAAACUAUUCAGAAUAGUAACAAACCUAUACGAGUAAUGGUUGCCACUCAUAAGAAUGACAAUCACAAUACUAAUGAGGACAAGUACAAGCGUCUCUUUAUUAAAGUACAUAAAGAAAUAACUGAGAGUGAGUUGAGACAGCACUUCUCAGCAUUUGGUCAUGUAGAAUCAGUUCACCUUCAGAGAGAUAAACUUACUGAUGAGUGUAGAGGUUUUGCUUAUGUCAAUUACAACACAUUUCUUGAUGCAGCCAGAGCAUUCGAAGAAUGUGAUAGGAAAUACAAAGCUAUAUUUGCAACACCUAAAGAGGAACUAAAACGAAGUAGGAAUAGCAUUGAAAACUUCACUGACAACUUCCACUCUAGCAACUCUAGUAUUAUCAAAGAUAAUUUUAGUGAUCACUACAACCAGGCUAGAGGAGAAAUAGUCAAAAGAGAUAGUUUGACUUCAUUGAUCAGGACCAAGCCCCACAACUGUGACACAGUUAGUGUCACUUGUAGCCCACAAGUGCCACAAAAAUUUAUUGAAAGACUAUUUAACAUUAUACCAGGAAUGACUUCUUGUAAAUACACUUCCGAUUCCUUCAAUGGAUAUUGUAAGGCCAUUAUUUCAUAUGAAGAUGAAAAGUCAGCUGCUCAUGCUGUGGAUAGAUUAAAUAAUUUUGAAUUUCCUUCUGGAGAGAUCAUAUCUGUUAAACCUAAUGAUAAUCCCUUGAGCAAGGCAGCCAAUAAUCUAUCCAGUAUUGUAAACAGCUUCAAAAAUGCUAUUGACUCAGCAAAUCCUGACUUAGUACAGCUUGCUGAGGUUAUUGCUCAAGCAUCAACUUUGAUAAAAGAGGCUACAUCAGGCCCUAGAGAGUUAAAAUUGGAAUCUUCUCAAUCAGAAUUCUGCAGUGUUAGCUUGCCUCCGCCACAACCACUGGCCAACAUCAACAGCAGAGUAGCCCAGAGGUGCUUCCUUGUAUUCAAGCCUCAUCCUCCCCCUGUUUCGAUACUGAAAGAUGCCUUUUGCCGCUUUGGUGAUCUCAUAGAUGUGUCUACUUUCCCUAACAAAACAUUUGGUUUUGCAAAAUAUGCAUCAAUAAGAGCUGCUCAGGAAGCCAUCAAGACACUCCAUGGGGCCACUUUGGGCGACAUUAGGCUGAAAGUAUUAGAGGCCGAUGAGAGACCGUCUAAAGAAGAUAAGAUCAAUGCUGAUGAUGAGAAUGGGAUAGACCAAUACACUGACCGUAAGAGAAUGAAAUUACAAGACUCCAGCUCAAGCUGAUGACAAGACACAAAUUAUAAG